GGUGCAGCUGCGAUCCGCAGAGGGGAAAGCAAAAGGAGAAUGAUUUCCUCGCUCAGCCCCACGGAGGGGUUGACAUUUCCACCUGCCCCAUUCCUAAUUAAGGCAAAGGGAUCGCCGCCCGAGUGCUAAUUAUAGCCGGCAGAGCGACAGGUGCGCGCGUGACCCCACGAUCAGAGCCGGGAGGGGGGAGGAGGAGGAUCUGGGGGGGGGGGGUUGGGCUGUGUGGCCCCAAAAUAUGGCAUUGGGGGCAGAUCGGUGUCAACUAUGGGGCGGGGAAACGGCCGCCGGGUGCUAUAAACCCGCAGCAAAGAGCCUCUGAUUCAAUGGAACAGCGGAGCAGGGCUGAGCCCAGCAGGAACGCAGCGCAGCCAGCAGGGGAAAGGGCCCCUCUGUGCAAAACCCCACAAACUGUGGGGUUCUCCACCUCCUCCUCCUCCCCACACCGCACAGCUCCGCCAUGGAGUACAUCAUAGGGAUCGGAGGCGUCACCAAUGGGGGCAAAACCACGCUGACCAACAGGAUCGUCAAGGCGCUGCCCAACUGCUGCGUCGUCCACCAGGAUGACUUCUUCAAGCCCCAGGAUCAAAUAGAAGUCGGGGAGGACGGCUUUAAGCAGUGGGACGUGCUGGACUCGCUGGAUAUGGAGGCCAUGGUGAGCACGGUGCGUGCCUGGAUGGAGAACCCGGUCAAGUUUGCCCGUUCCCAUGGGGUGAACGUCACGCCCGACCCUACAGAGCCUCCCUCCAAAGAGCCCCACAUUCUGCUCAUCGAAGGCUUCCUGCUUUACAACUACAGACCCCUGGUGGAGCUCUUCGACCUCCGCUACUUCCUGGCAGUGCCGUACGAUGAGUGCAAACGGAGGAGGAGUACACGCAGCUACACUGUCCCUGAUCCCCCCGGCCUCUUCGAUGGCCACGUGUGGCCCAUGUACCUGAAACACCGCAAGGAGAUGGAGGACAGCGGGGUCGAUGUCGUCUAUUUAGAUGGGCUGAAGAGCAGGGAGGAGCUCUACAACGAAGUCCUGGAGGACAUCAGGAACAGCCUGCUGAACCGCCCCCCAGGGCCCCAGAAGAGCUGAGGGACCCCAUGUACAGAUGUAAAUACUACUUAACGCCGACGUCGGAAGGAGGGUUGAUUUGGGAAACGUCUUUUGUAUAUAAUCGAGAACUGAAGAUAAUUUAUUUGCAACCGUGCCGGGCAGGAUUUGUUAUUUUAUUUUAUUUUUUUAUAUUCCACCACUUUCACCAGAAGUUGGGAACUCCUUUUCCUGAUGGAAAGAACAGAGGCCGCCUUUGGGACCCGGCCGCUCUGCAACGUCAUCGUUCCCAUUGAGUAAAACCAGUUCAAAUCUCU
Messenger RNA from Phasianus colchicus (ring-necked pheasant), 1353 nucleotides. It is a transcript of the gene NMRK2, whose product is annotated as nicotinamide riboside kinase 2. NCBI's taxonomy places the organism in Eukaryota, Metazoa, Chordata, Aves, Galliformes, Phasianidae. The record is from RefSeq and is a predicted model, not a curated record.